Molecule: messenger RNA, 1454 nt
Organism: Balaenoptera ricei (Rice's whale)
Lineage: Eukaryota; Metazoa; Chordata; Mammalia; Artiodactyla; Balaenopteridae
Gene: RFESD
Product: Rieske Fe-S domain containing
Exons: 5
Coding region: 140-631 (163 amino acids)
Molecular function (GO): 2 iron, 2 sulfur cluster binding
Source: RefSeq, a predicted model, not a curated record
CCCCGCCCCACGGAGCUCCACGCGGUGGCCGGAGCCCUGGCUGGCUCAGUAGCCUCACGCGGGGGCGCUGCAGCCGGGUCUCGCGGAGGUCGAGCAGAGGCCUUGAGGCAGUGGGUCGUGAAUAUACUGGGUCGUGAAUAUGUUCAGCUUUACUAGCAUGGAUCCUGACGGCUCUGAGCAAGAUCCUGAAAUGAAGAAAUAUUCUUCUGUCUGUGUUGGCAGAGAAGAAGAUAUUAAAAAAUCUGAAAGAAUGACAGCUGUUGUCCAUGAUAGAGAAGUGGUCAUUUUCUACCACAGAGGAGAAUAUCAUGCUAUGGAUAUUCGCUGUUACCACUCAGGAGGACCUUUACAUUUAGGAGAAAUAGAGGAAUUUGAUGGACGACCAUGUAUAGUUUGCCCCUGGCAUAAAUACAAAAUUACUUUGGCCACAGGAGAAGGACUGUAUCAGUCUAUAAACCCUAAAGAUCCAUCAGCAAAACCCAAGUGGUGCUCCAAAGGAAUAAAGCAAAGGAUUCACACAGUGACAGUGGACAAUGGGAAUAUUUAUGUGACUCUUUCUAAUGAGCCUUUUAAGUGUGACUCUGAUUUUUAUGCCACUGGAGUCUUCAAAGUAAUUCAGAGUUCUUUCUGAUAAAAUUUUAUGGCAAUGAAAAAUGUUGUGUAUGUUUUGAAAGUAUUUUUAGAAUAACCUUGCUUCAAUACCAAAGAUGAUUAACUUUUUCCAAAAGAGGCACAUUUAUUAUCUUUAACAAUCAUAUAAAUGAAAGGUUCAAAAGCACAUGUACUUAGUGUGAUGUCAGGAUCAUCAUCAGGAUCUACAGAAUACACUUCAGCCAAUCCUCUGGAUUGAUUGGAACCUGAAGGUUAUAGGUUUAGAAUAUGCAUUUUAAGAAGGAUGAAAAUAAUUUAGAAUAACCAAAGUGAAGAAAGGUUAAAAAAAUUAGAUCUACUAAGAAAAAUUUAGGGGGAAAAUCCCGACUUGAUAUAGCAGACUUUAUCAUGGAAAAAUUUUAAUGUAUACAAAGUAAACAGAAUAAUAAACCUCCACCACCCACCUUCAACAAUUACCAGCUUUCUUCCAUUCUUGUUUCAUUGAUGCAUGUAUUCAUCACCUCCCCUACUGAUCGUUAUAAUUUUUUUUAGGUAAAAUUUAAACACACUGAAAUGCUUAAAUCUUAACUGUUCAGUUUUUCCGAAUAUAUAGCAGACCAUUUAUACUUAAAAAAUACCUCCCAAAAUGGGAUCAGUUUACAUGCUGAAUUUAAAAACAAGAAACUUAAUUUGCCUGACAUCAAAACCAAGUAAACUCUGGCUCCGUUUCUCUCCAGUCAAGGCAGUUUCAAAGUAAGGAAGAUACAGCUGCUCCCCAGCCAUACGAGAUGUGAAAGUUUCAGCGAGCCAAGGUACUUUGAAUGCCUAUAUGAAAUUUUCAAAUAAAGUUUUUUUUAAUUUUA